GUGUCAUCAGUGGCUCAGCUGUGCCUGGAUCCCCAAUAUCGUACCAUAAAAGGUUUUCGUGUCUUGAUUGAGAAAGAAUGGAUUGCAUUUGGACAUCGCUUCAACCACCGUGGGAAUCUCUGUGCAGAUAGCCAAACAUCUUUUGCCCCAAUCUUCCUCCAGUUCCUAGAUGUCAUCCACCAGAUACAUAACCAGUUCCCGAUGGCAUUUGAAUUCAACCAGUUCUACCUGAAAUUCUUGGCAUACCACAGCAUCUCAGCACGAUUCCGUACAUUCCUGUUCAACUCAGAAUUGGAUCACGGAGGCUGGGGAGGGAUGGACAAGGAAUCUCGAAGAAUAUCCUGGGUGGGAAGUGGCAUACGAAAUUCUCAGGAUUCUGGAGCCAACUCUGAUGAUGAACUAAAUACCACCAGGAGACAGAGAUAA
Darwinula stevensoni is the source of this 426-nucleotide messenger RNA. The record is from the annotation of a GenBank genome assembly. NCBI's taxonomy places the organism in Eukaryota, Metazoa, Arthropoda, Ostracoda, Podocopida, Darwinulidae.